UUUUUUUUUGUUGCCCUAAGGAUUGAAGAAGAUCUGUGAGUCCGAAUUGUUUGAUUGCAAUUUUUCCUCUUUCUUUGAGGGGGGGAAAAUGGAACGCAAAUCCGACCAGAUUUUUCUUUCCAUUCCUUUGUAGUACCCACAUGAGAAAUAUCUCUGAAGCUGCUCAUUAUCUAAAUGCUAGAUUCAUUUCCAUGCUCGGAGCACAGAAUCUUGGAUAAAUUGCCCAAAGGAAAUAUAUACAGUUUGUUGGAAAUGAAGCUUUGGGUUCAUGUCAUUGAAGCCCGUAACCUUCCUGUGGUGAAUCUGAGUGGCACAUGUGAUCCUUACGUGAGAUUGCAGCUUGGCAACCAUAGGUCAAAAACAAAGAUAGUGAAGAAGAACUUGAACCCUGUUUGGGAUGAAAAAUUCGACUUCAUGGUUGGAGAACUCAGCGAAGAGCUUAUCAUAACCGUCUUCAAUGAGGAUAAGUACUUUAACAAUGAUGUCCUGGGGAAGGUGAAGGUGUCAUUGUUGAAAGUUUUGGAUGGUGAAAAUCUAUCAUUGCAGACACAUUGGUACCAGCUUCAAUCCAAGAACAAGAAAUCAAAGACCAAAAAAACAGGGGAAAUUUGUCUUGCUAUAUCUUUGUCCCCUAGGAACAAUAUCUUGGAUGAAUCUUCUAUUACCGAACAGGUAUCUUCCUCUGCUAACGUUGCAUCAAGUUCGGAGUCAUUUGAACUAAUUAAGGAGGCUCCUUUCUACACUUCUAGUGAAAAAGUAGAGCCUUCUUCUCCUUCUUCUCCACCUUUGAGACUUGACAAUACUACAAUUACCAAGGAAGAUAAGUUGAGUGCAGGCUCUUUUGUUGAAGUAUUGUCUCAAUUUUUUCUCGGGAGAAAUACAGAUUCCUUGGUGUUAGCUGAUAGAAAAGAUCUCGGUUCCCCGGAACAAUCCCAAAGUGCACCUGCAGAAACAGAGAUAUGUGCUGACCCAUCUUCUAAUGAGCCAUGUGAAAAUAAUUUCAGUUCUCUGUUGGAAACUGUAGCUACAAAGGAUAAUGGGACUGGUAUGCCCGGAAAACUACCUGGUGGGGUAUUGCUAGAUCAGUCUUAUGAUAUUGCACCAGUUGAUUUGAACAACCUCUUAUUUUCACCGGAUUCAAAUUUUGGGGAUUCUGUUGCAGAAGUUCAGGGAACUACAGAUCUGAAAAAGGAAUCCUGGAGGCUUAUCAAUGAUGAAAGUAGUUUGAGGAGAGUGAUAACUUAUACAAAAGCUGCAAGUAAACUGAUUAAGUCUGUAAGAGCUACGGAAGAGCAGGCAUAUUUGAAAGCAGAUGGAAAACAGUUUGCUAUUCUGGCAAGUGUAAGCAUUCCCGACGUUCCUUUUGGUAGCUAUUUCAAGACAGAGAUCCUUUAUUGUAUAAUGCCAGGACCUCAGUUGCCAUCUCCAAACCAGUCAUCAAAUUUGCUGAUAUCGUGGCGUAUAAACUUUCUUCAAAGUACUAUGAUGAAAGGCAUGAUUGAAAGCGGAGCAAAGCAAGGUCUGAUAGAGAGUUUUGCCCAGUUUGUUGAUAUUCUUUCCAAACAUGUUAAACCACUUUCCCUGGAAGACUCUUCUUCUAAAAUAGAGGAAAACUUGACAGUGCCCGAGACAAAGAAAGAAACGGGAUUGUGUUUGGCAGUUCACUUCCUGCAGAAUUUUGCUGUUCUCCUCUCUCUUUUUAUAUGCAUUUAUGUGUGUGCUCACAUCCUAAUAGCCAACCCGAGUAUGGUUCAUGGGCUUGAGCUUGUUGGCCUUGAUUUGCCUGAUUCUCUUACAGAAUUUCUAGUGUCAGCAGUUUUAAUAAUUCAAGGGCAAUAUGUUCUAAAAGUAAUUGGACGCUUCUUGCGUGCCAGAGAACAUAACAGGAAUGAUUGUAGCGUUAAAUCACAAGGAGAUGGUUGGUUGCUGACUGUUGCAUUGAUUGAAGCAAGCAACAUCGCAGCUGCAUAUUCAUUUGGAUCAUCUGAUUCCUAUGUCGUUUUUAAAUGCAAUGGAAAGACGAAGACAAGCUCUAUCAAGUUUCAAACAACAAAUCCUGUAUGGAAUGAGGUAUUUGAAUUUGAUCCCAUGGAUGAUCCUCCAUCGAGAAUGGAGGUUGUAGUUUAUGAUUUUGAUGGGCCUUCAGAAGAUGCUAUCUCCCUGGGCCAUGCUGAAGUCAACUUUGUGAAAUCUAACUUGUCAAAACUAGCUGAUAUCUGGAUCCCUCUUCAAGGAAAUCUUGCUCAGGCAUGUCAGUCUAAGUUGCAUUUGAGGAUUUUCUUGAACAAUUCAACAAGCAAUGAAGUUGUUAGACAGUACCUAACUAAAAUGGAGAAGGAGGUUGGGAAGAAGAUAAAUCUGCGGUCUCCUCAAACAAAUUCUUCAUUCCAGAAGCUUUUUGGUCUUCCCCAAGAAGAAUUUCUCAUUAAUGAUUUUUCUUGUCAUUUGAAGCGGAAAAUGCUUUUACAGGGUCGUCUCUUUCUUUCUGCAAGAGUUGUUGGGUUUUCUGCAAACAUAUUUGGACACAAAACCAAGUUUUUUAUUCUCUGGGAUGACAUUGACGACAUCCAAGUUGCUCCACCAUCUCUGGCUAAUGUAGGUAUCCCUUCUUUGAUUAUUAUUCUAAGCGAAGGCAGAGGCAUGGAUGCCAAGCAUGGAGCAAAAGAAAUUGACCAUGAUGGGAGACUAAAAUUCCAUUUUCAAUCAUUUGUCUCAUUCAAUGUAGCCAGCAGGACUAUCAUGGCAUUGUGGAAAGCAAGAUCUUUGAGUCCCGAACAGAAGAUGCAACUUGCCCAAAAUGAAUCUGAAGCAAAAGAAGAAACUGGUUCAUUCCUGGGAUCAGAGGAUGUGAAGAUGAUCGAGGUAUUCUCCGAUGGCCUUCCACUGGCUGCAAGCUCCGUGGUGGAUCUAUUUGGAGGCCUGUUGGAGCCUAAGAUUAUGCAAAAAGUUGGUUGCAUUGACUACUUGACUACACCAUGGCAAUCAGUUAAACCUGACGUGUAUCAGAGGCGAAUUAGUUACAAAGUUGACAAGAAUCUAUCAUGUUUCACUGGUGAAGUUACCGGCACUCAGAAAAAGUAUCCCUUGUCUGAUGGAAGCGGAUGGGUUAUUGAAGAGUCUAUAUCCCUUCAACCCCAAGAGCAUCAAUUGUGUGCCUAUCUAAGUCUUCUUCUAAAAUACCAGAUCCAAGAUGUGUCUUCUGUACCGAAAGCAUGUUAUGUCCAGGUAACUCUAGGAAUUAGUUUGCUCAAAGGUACCAAACAGAAAAGGAAGAUCACUAAGAGCUUGACAUCCGAUGCUUCCCUUCGCCUUAAGGAUAUGUUCUGUCAAUUUGAAAUAGAGCUACUCACCGGGGACCAAAUUAUAUGAGCCUGACAUAGAAGCUCAUAAUUCUCGAAGUAGUGGCGACUAGAGUUUUAGAACUCCAUCUUAUUCCAGCCUCCAGACAGCAGUGUUGAUUCAGCUGCUGAAUUUGAGGUCAUUUUUAGUUCUCUUUGAUGAAAAGUACCACUGAACACAACUACUUGGAUGGUGCCCUUCAAAGGUGUUCUUGGGACUUCACAGAACAAGUAGGAUUUCAUUUACAGCCGGGUCUGGAUCUCAUGGAUGAUCCUGCUCCCUCCUUUUACUCGUAGAUGAUAUCUAUCUCGCCUUUCCGAAAUUUGGAUUUCUGUUUGAGAUUAAGGCUGCCAUUCAGCUAAUGAUAAUGCCCACAUGAAUUAAACAAAGUUAAUAGUUUGAUUCACUGAUGCAGUGGAGAUGGAAGCUGCAACCAAUUGACUGUCAUAAUAUUCUUCGAUAAAAAUAGCUGAAGGAAGCAAAGGAGAGCAGAUUGCAACUGUAUAGUUGCACAUUACAAUGUAGUAUUUUUUUUUUUUCCAUAGAACAAUUUCAAACUGUGGCCAUGUUUUAGUUGAAGUAUAUAAAGGUGGUAGAUUGCUGUGGCCCAAAGAUUGUACCAUAUUGCAUGGAAUGAAUGUCAUUGUUAUGUUGUACAAGAUUGUAAGGGAUUUUCCCAAUUGAAGAAAUUACUAUUCAUAUUC
Molecule: messenger RNA, 4043 nt
Organism: Zingiber officinale
Lineage: Eukaryota; Viridiplantae; Streptophyta; Magnoliopsida; Zingiberales; Zingiberaceae
Product: C2 and GRAM domain-containing protein At1g03370-like
Exons: 10
Coding region: 175-3369 (1064 amino acids)
Source: RefSeq, a predicted model, not a curated record